AUGGAGGGAAAACCUCGGUUAGUGUUUUCAAUUGAAAAAAAAUACGACAUCGUUAGUAUGAGAGAUAAAGGUGCGACUCGAAGAAUGAUACAAGAAAAGUACCAUAAUGUUACACAAUCCAUCUUGGACAAUAUAUAUGUAGGACAGGAAGUGAUUAGAAGACUAUUCCACGCCAAGAAAUUGAAUACUAGCCAUUCUGGAAAACGUAGAUGGCUACAUGUAACGGAUAUAGAGAGAGUUGUUUACCAGUUGUACUUAGGAUGUAGGCUAAACAGAAUACAAAUGACAGACGAAGAGAUACGGAAAAAAGCUCUGGAAAUUAAUAAAAAAUUAAAUGGAUCUCCUGAUUUUCAUGCCAGUUACCUUUGGUUGGAUAACUUUAAAUUCCGUUACCAUCUCACUGAAAAUGAUGUCAAGAAGGAUCUUCCAAUUCAAAAUGUAGCUACAGCUGAAACCUUCAAAAUUCAUUUUAAAAAACUUCUGAAAGACGGGGAGUUCGCAUUGGAGAAUGUUUACAAUGUCGUUUACACAGUAAUAUUGUGGAAAGCAGUACCGGAAAGAACUUUGAUUUUUAGCCAUGCGAAAAAAGUAGGAAAGCAAGAAAUGUUGGAAGAUCACGUUACUGUACUUCUUUGUGCCAAUGCUACCGGAUGUCACAAGUUGCCGGCACUAAUUAUCGGCAGCGUUGCGGAAACUCUACGUUUAUACAAUAUGAAUACAGAUGCCUUCUCGGUUAUCUACAGAGGCAACGCCCAUGGUUGGAUGAACAGAAAUAUUUUCAAUGAAUGGUAUAGGAACUAUUUCUUACAAUCAGUUAUAAAAAGGCAAUUGAAGAAUGGACGCAGGCAGAAAACGUUGUUGUUACUAGAUAAUACUAAGUUAAUUCACGAUCUCAACGAUCUAAAUGGAAAAGAUGAAUUCGUUACAGUUACAAGUAUCCCACUUAAUAUAUCACCACUCAGACAACCAAUGAAUUGUGGAAUAAUUGCAAGUUUCAAGCGAAAGUACCGAAAAGAAUUGAUGCAAACAUUAGCUACAUUACCUUUCUGCAAUACGAAGGAUGAUCUGAUAAACAUGCAUGAACAAUUAGACAUGUGGGAUUGCUGCCGCAUUGUACAUGCUGCUUGGGCUUAUGUCGACAAUGAAAUACUGAAAAAUGCGUGGGACAGUCUUUUGAAGUGUGAUAUCGUGUGGAGUGGGCAUUACGCAUUAAAAAUGAAAUUUGACGCAGUUAACACAGUUGAAUGGUUCAAUCGCUUACCUGGAUGCGAACGGUGUGAUAAUGCCACUGUGUUAAACUGGUUUGAAUGUGAUGACGUAUCUGAGAUAAUGAUAAAGAUAUUUACCAGCAAAGUUAUUGAAGAUUUUGAAAACAAAUCUAUGAACCCAGUGAACACAAAUAUCAACGAUGAAGCUGGGCCUUCUCAUUCGAAGAUUCCAAGAAUGAGUUAA
Messenger RNA from Bombus pascuorum, 1452 nucleotides. Its product is annotated as jerky protein homolog-like. The transcript has a single exon. Gene Ontology annotation, cellular component: nucleus. Lineage: Eukaryota; Metazoa; Arthropoda; Insecta; Hymenoptera; Apidae. Bases 1 to 1452 code for a protein of 483 amino acids. The record is from RefSeq and is a predicted model, not a curated record. Gene Ontology annotation, molecular function: DNA binding.